Messenger RNA from Bacillus rossius redtenbacheri, 3428 nucleotides. RefSeq names its product protein spaetzle 4 (gene spz4). The coding region runs from base 1 to 969 and encodes 322 amino acids. Gene Ontology annotation, molecular function: growth factor activity; Toll binding. The transcript has 5 exons. NCBI's taxonomy places the organism in Eukaryota, Metazoa, Arthropoda, Insecta, Phasmatodea, Bacillidae. The record is from RefSeq and is a predicted model, not a curated record. Gene Ontology annotation, cellular component: extracellular region. Gene Ontology annotation, biological process: innate immune response; central nervous system formation.
AUGAAGACUCAGCUGUCGCACUACAGAAGGUCCACGCUGCUGCUGACGGCGACGGCGCGCGGCUACGAGGCCUACGACGCCUACACGACCUGCCCGCGCCAGCUGCGCGCUCCCAAGGCGUGGCCGGAGCCGCCGUGUGACUUCCGGGCACAGACCUGGUGCGUCGCGCCGGGCAGCGCCUACCCCUGGCACGCCGUGCGCCGCUUCGUGCGCGAGAACCAGGGCCUCAUGCGCCGCAUGUACGGUGACCAGAGGCACAUCUCCGUGCUGCGCGCCGAGCUGCAGGACAACGAGGUGGAGCUCCGCCACGAGGCACGCCACCGGUACGCCGGUCCCGGGGCGCCGCCCCCGUCCUUCGUGCCGCGGCCCAGCAACUGGAGCGCGACCACGCCGCCGCCGCCCCCGGAGACCACCACGCCGCCCCCGGAGACCACCACGCCGCCGCCGGAGGAGACCACCACGGAGGCAGACACCACGGAGCCGCCCACCACUGAGGCGCGCAGGCCGGGCCCCUCGCUGUUCCAGGAGCACGCCCCCACGCAGCUGUUCCAGGCGCAGGCGGAGGAGCGCGCGCCCGUCCGGGUGCCCGUGAAGCUGAAGGGCGUGAACGCGUGUCCCGUGAAGGAGGAGGUGGUGGCGCCCUUCUGGGCCAACAACACCCGCGGCGAGGUGCUGGCGCUGCUCAACCUCUACCCCUUCGAGCAGUACGUCCACUGGGAGAAGUGCACGUUCGAGCACAAGCAGAUGUACUGCCGUGAGGGCUGUCGCUGCGAACAGCAGUACCGCCUCCACCGCCUGCUAGCCUACGACCCGAAGAACGAGUGCCGCGGCAUCUUCUCCGACUGGUUCAAGUUCCCGUCCUGCUGCGUGUGCAAGUGCUACGACCUGCCCGUGGAGUUCCACAUCACCUCGCGCAGUCCGCGCGCCCGCCAGCCACACCGCUUGCUCCGCACGGCUGAGGACAGGUGAUAGCCGGCACCUGCACGGCACAUACUACACUCUUCUGCUGUGUUUCUGUUGUACUCUGCCCCAACGUCUACUUCAUGAUAGCACUUAAAUCAUCUCGACAUUUUAAAGCUCUGUAAUAAUUGUUAUUGUUACUGACAUAACAGAGCUACAACUUCAUGAACUGCAUGUAGUAUCUGCAGAAAUUUAUAUCAAUAAUAAUUUGUCUAAAUAUUUUUUCUAGUGCUGCUAUUAAUCUUGAGGCGAUGGCACUUACAAUUAUUUGUACUGCUCUAAAAAAUACAUGCUAAAAAAAACACUCUUCAUUAAAGAAUACUGUGUACAUUUAAUCAACUUGCAAUUAAGUAGAUUACAGCAAAAAAAUAAAAACAAAAAAUUUACCACACUAAAACCUAGAUUCAUUACAUUGGUAGAUUUCUGUCCUUUCCUGCCUCACUACACAAUAUUGUAAUCCAGAAUUUUAAAUGCUUCUUUACAUUUGUCUAGCGAGUGUUGUGAUUUUCUUGCCUUCAGUGAUAUGUUACAAUGCCAACAUAUUGUGUGGUAUUCACAAAGAAAUGUAACACUCAGCAAUUAAUAAUAAUUCUAGAAUAUCACUGUGGAAAAAAAAAAAAAAAACAAUUGUAGACAAUCUGACUCGCACAACAAACUGCAGAUGGUCCCUUGCACUGUCGACACUGCUGUGCGUGUCUGGAAUACUCUUGGUUUUGACUGUAUGUUUAAUGGUUUACACACUUAUGCAAGUUGGCAUGUAAAUAUUUAUAACUUAUACAGUAAAACCUCGUACAACGAACUCCUUUAUAACGAAAUCCUUAUUAUAACGAAGCAGCUGUUAGUUCCUGCUAUGUAACCUUAAGUACUUUAACUUCUAAAUAACAAAGUAUUUUUUCACAGAUACACGAAAAACACCCACUAUAGUGAAAGAAAAAUUAAAAAUCUUCAAAACUUUUUUGCUGCCAUCUUACAAUUGAUUGACCAUAGAACUAUUGACCUAAAGAAAUGCACUUUGAAGCUAGUUAAGUAGAACAUGUUGUACCAAUAUUAGUUAACAAAACAAUGCACUUUGAUUAAUUGAUGUUCUGAAUAUCACCUUGCAAUUACUCAUACAUUCCACUUACACAACUUUGUAUGUGUGUCUUGAGAAAAUGUGCAAUCGUUGUAAUGAAUGCCGAUAAAAUCUAUGGAAGUGCUACUUAACUAAAAUUUGCAGGAGAUUAAGAGUUGUUUAUAAAUUGUGGUGAAAUAAAUGUUACUUAUGUGUUUUCUUGUUGAAGGUUAGUUUUUAUGGAUUAAUUAUGUUUACUUACAAAUAAGGUAAUGCUUAGACAAAUGAUGUGCAAUAAUGGAUUAAAAAAACUUAAAACAAUUCUCUUACCAAGAAACUGAAAAUUCUAAAUGCUGUUGAUCAAGGAUAAUAAAAAGGUCGACCUAGCUAAAAGAUUUAGGCUGGCUUGAACAGUCAUGACUUGAGGCAAAGUAAUGUAUUUCUCCAUUUGAUUAAACUGCAAAGUUUUUGCCAUUAACAUCUCAAAUUCAAAUCUAUUACCUAUACAAUACAACUAUUUAUUUUUGUAGUACAUAUCACUUGUUAGUUUUGUGUUCACCUCGUUAUAAGAAACGUCACAAUAACAAACACACCCAAAAUCUGUCCCUUCAAGUUUGUUAUAUGGAGGUUUUACUGUAUUGAAAUGUAGUGCAAGCCACGAUUACUACUAAAACUUGGGGUUCACUUUCCUUGAAUAAUUGGCUAAGGUACAAGUUUAUUGAUGAUUUAAUUCACUCUAAGAACUUUAUUACACAAUUAAAAGUAAACACCAACGUGUCUUCACACUCGUUUAUUCACAACUCAUUUAUUCAUUGCCAGCAUCUCAUAUACUUAAGACCCACGCACACACGGGAGCGUUGCUCAACAAUCUCUGUCUGCAUUUUGGACUACAAUACUCAUUCGUUUUCAAAAUUAGCAGGAGAAAGAGAUACAAAGGUUGCGGGAAGAUGAAUGAAAAAAAAAAAAAGUUGAGUCAUAAAAGAGGAAUGAUUUGAAGGGGGAAGGGAGACUGAUGAAAUAAAAAGUAGUAAGUAAAGGUACACAAACAAGUGGAAAGAGAAAGUUAAGAAAAUUAAAAAAUAAUAAUAAUGCUACCACAUUCCAAAAUGAAACUCAAGAGAGAGUGGUUCACACUUCACUCCACAUAUCUGUGGCUUGCCCUGACAUUUGUUUCCAACUGCGGAGAAAAAGGCUCGUGACAUAACAAUUUACGGUUUAAGUUUAAAUAUAGUGUACAUAGAUUAAAGUGUGCAAUACUGCUUUGUGUAUAUUGCAAUAUGCUUAUAAUCAAGAUAUUUAAUUUAUGUUCCAUGCAUAGAAUAUAUUAUGUAAAUUUUUUACAACAAAGAAUAUUUUGAUGUAUGAAAAAAUUGUAAAAAAAAAAGGAUAUUAAACUGCUUAAUAAAUACACGAAAAU